CCGGUGACUGGAAAUCCUGCGGGCGCCAUCUUCUGCCGAGACGCGGGAAUUCAUUCAUUCAGGAUAGAUGGCUAGUCGUACACUCGUUAUUAUGAUGCAUCAUGGGAUUGAAUCAGUGCUCUCACUAAAAUGGAUGUCUCCUCAAAUAGUGUACUGUAUUAGGGUAUUUAGGGGUCUAUUUUGGACACAGCCAUGGUGCGGUCUUCGGAGGCUGCGCAAAAACGGUGCUACAUGACGUUCUUGAAUGAAUUACCUUAGUGGUCGGACGCGUAUGAACCGCUGUGAGUUGAGGUAGCACAAACCGCAUUUAAACUUACAAAAUGAAGUUUACUAUUCGUGAAGGCAAACCUGAAGACUGCAAAGAUAUAGAGCGCAUGAUCAUGGAAUUGGCCGUUUAUGAAAAAAUGCCCGACCAAGUUAAGAUAUCCCACAAAGAGUUGGAGAGAGAUGGAUUUGGACCCAAUCCAUAUUACCAGUUUCUUGUAGCUGAAGUGCCUGAGGAGCAAAAAUCUAAAGAUGGAUACACCAAGGUCGGUUAUGCUCUGUUCUUCUAUACUUACAGCACAUGGAAAGGCAGGGUUGUGUAUAUGGAAGAUCUUUAUGUCAUGCCAGAGUACAGAUGGAAAGGCAUUGGGAAGGCUUUAAUGGCAACUGUCGCCAAAGUGGGUAAAGAGAAGGAGUGUGUACGGUUGCAGCUCUCUGUACUGGACUGGAACAAACCUUCUCUGGAAUUUUAUUUGGCUAAAGGUGCAGAGGAUCUUACAGCUAAGGAGGGCUGGCAUCAUAUCCGCUUUCAUGGAGAAGCUCUGAACAAUCUAGCUCAGGAGGCACCUUGAGGAACAUUUUACAGAUGAAGGAAUAAAACGUAUACAGUAUAUUAAAACGAAUAUGUGUUGGUUAAAACAAAUGUUGAUUCUAAUGUCUUUUCGCUGUUGUCCAGCUUUUCAAUCUAUUCAUUUUUAGACGUUAUCUUAAAAAUGCAUUUGAGAUAGUAUUUUGCAAAUACUCUCAUAUGCCUCGACUUGAAAUUGUACUAUUGACUAAACUAGCAUAGAAUUUUAGUUUUAUAUUUAUUUACAAAAAUGAACAAUAAAAAUGUUACAUGGCAAA
Molecule: messenger RNA, 1110 nt
Organism: Triplophysa dalaica
Lineage: Eukaryota; Metazoa; Chordata; Actinopteri; Cypriniformes; Nemacheilidae
Gene: sat2b
Product: spermidine/spermine N1-acetyltransferase family member 2b
Exons: 6
Coding region: 321-836 (171 amino acids)
Molecular function (GO): N-acetyltransferase activity
Source: RefSeq, a predicted model, not a curated record